Rhopalosiphum maidis (corn leaf aphid) is the source of this 591-nucleotide messenger RNA. RefSeq names its product leucine-rich repeat-containing protein 51-like. The coding region runs from base 1 to 591 and encodes 196 amino acids. NCBI's taxonomy places the organism in Eukaryota, Metazoa, Arthropoda, Insecta, Hemiptera, Aphididae. The transcript has a single exon. The record is from RefSeq and is a predicted model, not a curated record. Gene Ontology annotation, molecular function: protein binding.
AUGGAGUCGACGAAAGUGCCAUUCUCGUACAAGCGGGCCAAACCACUGGACUUGUCGUUCGAAGACCUGGAGUCGCUGGAGCCCAGCUCGAUGCGCGUGCUCACCACGGGCUUCGUCAGCUCGUAUCGGAUGCUCGGCGUGCCGGCCAAGCGCGACGGCAAGUACAAGACGGCGUCGAUGUUGCUCAGCCACAACCGGCUGACCGGCGGCCUGGACGACAUCCGGCUGCUGGUCGACAAGCUGUUCCGGCAGCCGGACGCCCUCUGCUGGCUGGACCUGUCUCACAACCGGUUGACCGACGUGUCGGACGCGCUGUUCGGGUUUCCGAACCUGAGCACGCUGUACUUGCACCACAACCUGUUGGCCACCAUGUGCGUCUUGACCCGGAUCAACCAGGUGCCGCAGCUCAGAUCGCUGACGCUGCAGAACAACCCGUUGGCCGAGUACCGCGGUUACCGGACCGUGGUGCUGGCCGUGUUGCAGAAGAUCACCCGCCUAGAUUUCGUCAUCGUGACGGACAGCGAGAGGCGUCUGUUGCCGCCCAUACCUUUGCAGAGUUUCAUUAAGAACUAUUUAACGCGCACUAAUUGA